AUGGUGUCUGGUGAAGAGACCAUCCAGAAGCGGAGCACACAGCAGCCACUGCGUCUCUUCUGCGGAUGGUUUUGUCCUUUCGCACAGCGCGCAUGGAUAGCUCUGGAGGAAAAGGGCGCAGUCUAUGAAUAUGUGGCCAUUGAGCCGUAUCAGGAGGAUGCAAGCAAGCCAGGGGGGUACUCCAAAAAUCCUCUGCCUCUGGAGGAGAAGAGGAGGCGGUAUCCGGAGUUCAUGGCCUCGAGCCCUAAAGGUCUGCUUCCCGCAAUCGAGAACACCCAAGCAGACGGUUCUGUUCAUCGAAUCUACGAGUCGAUGGUUUGUGUUGAGUACGUUGAAGAAGCCUUCGAUGGACCUUCGCUGAUGCCUGGCCGAUCACGUCCCGAUGCUCGGGCCAAAGUGCGCAUCUGGUGUGCCUACAUCGGCGAGAAGAUCAUUCCUCAUUUCUACCGGUUGCUCAUGCGCGAGACUGCCGACGAACGGGAAGUCGAAAAGAAGAGCUUGCUGGAUGGCCUUCUGUGCCUAGCCCAAGCAAUGGAUCCUGUUUCAGCAGAUGGCGGAGCCUUCUUUCUAGGUGAUGAGUUCACGAUGGUCGACAUUGCCCUUUGCCCUUGGUGGACCAGGUUCCGCAGCAUUGCAGGCACGUACCGUGGAUUCGAGGUGCCGCGGGGUGCCACCUGGGACCGCCUUCAUGCUUGGGGCGAUGCUUGCGAAAAGCGUCCCUCAGUGGCUAGAACUAUCGUGGAUCAAGGCCGUCUCAUUGCCAACUACACCGGCUAUGCCGACUCUUCUGCGACAUCCACCGUCGCACAGACUCUGGCGGCAAAGACCACCUAA
Messenger RNA from Symbiodinium sp. CCMP2592, 834 nucleotides. Lineage: Eukaryota; Dinophyceae; Suessiales; Symbiodiniaceae. The record is from the annotation of a GenBank genome assembly.